Auanema sp. JU1783 is the source of this 2319-nucleotide messenger RNA. NCBI's taxonomy places the organism in Eukaryota, Metazoa, Nematoda, Chromadorea, Rhabditida, Rhabditidae. The record is from the annotation of a GenBank genome assembly.
AUGUUAGAACAAAUUAUUCCACAUAUCCAAAACAAUAAAAGGAAAAACCAACCUAUUCAUCAACUCAUUGAGGUUUUACAAGCUAAGAAAGCAGCUCCAACCAUGUCUAUGCCAGCUCUGAAACAAGAGUUCUCUAACCUCUGCCAGAAGAAACAGGAUUACUUAGCCCGCCAACGAAAAACCUCCUUAUUAGUUGAUCCAUUAUACAUCGAUGAUAGUAAUGCAAUGCAUCAAUUUUCCGGGUUCUAUCAGAAGGUUUCGAAUGCAGCAGUGCCUGCUGAAGAUCAUCAACAACAAAUUAACUUAAUUCAACAAAUCAUUCAAGAGUCAAUCAUCAUUGAAUGGCCGAAAUCAGUGAACGGUUUGACCGCUGACGGAUCAGCAAUGGAAAUUGAUAUGGCACCGUUGAUCCAUCGUGCUCGUAACGUUGUAAAAUGCCGAACAAGUCAUCCCACCAUGCGCAUAAAAGUUUUCGCCAUCGCUAAAGAAGAUGCGAACAGUCUGCCAACUACUGUGGAAGCCUUCUUCAGAGCUACCUUAGUAAAGCUUUCGAGUGAAAGCGGUGAACCAAGACAAGUUGCUGGUCGUAUGAUUUUGACUCAACGUGAAGGUACUCCAGCCACGAAAACGCAAGACCAGAAUGGAGCUACCGUAACAUCUGACGGUAAAUUGGUAGCAAGCCAAUCUAAAGCUGGAGUUGAUGUUAGUGCGUUCGCUGUCUUAGAGCGUAUGAAAGAGCCAUCCGCUAAAACUACAGGAUUCAAGUAUGAGAAUGGAAUACUUUGUGCAACAUUCCCGGAAAUGGGAGUCACAUUGAACUCUAUGGUUGAUCGUCGUCAGCUGGCUACUCGUUAUGCUAUCCAAGUAGAAGUUGUCAUAAACAUUGAUUACAAGCUCAUUAUCAACCAUACAUUGCUAUCACAUCCAUUCCUUAUUGCAAUCACGAACGACCAGACAGAGCCCUUGUUGCAUUCUAUUUUUUGGAAUCGCUUGACUGAUAACGAUGCGGCAGCUACUGAAUCAAUUGAUGCACAUCAAACUGAUGUUGCUUUGCCUUGGUCAGUCUUACGUCUGGCUUUGUUGAACUUCAUCAAAGCUCAGCUGGUUCAAGCUCGUUCAUUGUCAAUCCAUGAACUCUGUCAUUUGCAAUGUAUGAUUCUCUUGCCCAGAGUAAUUGAAUGCAAGACAACAACAGAUGUCACCAACUUGGAACUCAUUUUCUUCGGUAACAAUCAUUGUACUACUACUCAAGAGCUGCGUGAUCGUCUACUCAAGGAAGAAGUUCUCCCUGCCACAGUUAUCGAACGUCACCAGUUCAUGACCGACAAAUGCGUUUCCAUUCUGGAUAUGACAACCGAGCUCUCACAUACUGUAUGGCUGUGGCUGUUCAGAGUUUCUGAAAUGGUUCUUGAUGUUGGACACAGAUUAUGUCCAAGUCCUUCUUUAGCAGAUAAGAAAACUUCAAAGACGAAGAAGCAAAUGGCCGCUUCGGAAGAAUACCAGACCAUGUUGAGUCUCUUCAAUAGAGGUUAUAUUACAUUGGCCAGUGUUGACACAGCUUCUCAAAUCUAUCGAGACUCUCCAGAUGAGAAUUCGUCACUGAUGAUGAGAUUCUGUGAUGAGAACUGCGGAUUCCUUUCAAUUGUUUAUGGAUUCGAUGAAGCGAGUCCAACAUCACUCAAGUUGGGCUCAAUAUCUUCUGAGCAAUUGAAAGAUUUCAAGCAAGGAUUGCCUGAGGUGCUGAUGGAUGAGAAGUUCCCAUCUUCUUUUGACAAGAUUCUGCAAAUCACUAGUGAGCCAGAAACCCCAGAAGAGUAUUGUGUGCAAAGAAUAGAAAAGCAAUCGGUCUUCCACAGUUAUCGAACCACUCGAUUACAAAACGAAAGCGUCCAAGUCUUCGACAUGGAAACUGUUCGAAUUAAUCCAUUAACAGGUGAACGAAUGGAACGUUCCUUUGCAGCAACCAUGUCCAACAAUGUAUUGAAUAGUCUUCAGAAUUAUCCACAAUUGGAACAAGAGCUACUAGGACUGCGUCAAUCGUUCGCUGGCAACACACUGCUGGCUCUGAUUCAUGAGCAGAUGAUGCAGAUUCAACAAAGUAAUCAGAGAAUAUCAAGUGAUAUUGAGCAGAACCUUAGUAGAUCAAUGGCUGCUGAAAGCGAACAAGACGACAAUGUGGAUGACGAGGAAUCUACUAACACAAUAACAACUAACACACCUAACCCAGUGGAAGUCACUCUCGUUACUAACACCGCUUCCAUCCUUCAGCAGACUAUUGAAGCUGCUGCUGCCGUAGCUGCAGCAUCGUCUGAGUCAUGA